AUUAUUAUUGUCAAUAAUGUCUAAUGCUUAUUAUCAACAUGGUUAUGGUUAUGCUCAAUUUUUUGGACCUGAACCACAACUUGUUUAUUGUCCAAGAUGCAAACAAAAUCAAACAACUAAACUUGAAUUUGUUACUGGAAAGGGUAGUUGGUCGUGUUGUAUUCUUACAGCAAUUUUUGGGUGUUUGUUCGGCUUUCUUGGUAUGAUAUAUCUUAUCGAGGCUAUUAUUGAGCCUGAAAAUACUAGAGGUUCUCGUGCAGCUCGUAUAGUCUUUGCUUGCAUUUUUAUCAGUGUUGGCCUUUGUAUUUGCUGUUUUGCCCCUAUUUCAUUUAAUAGUGAUAGUUAUAUGGAUGUUGAACAUUAUUGUAAUAUUUGUGAUACUUAUAUUGGCAAAUAUGAACGUAACAGUCGCAGACCAAUAGUUAUAUUACCACCAGAAUUAUAUAAAAAUCUACCAACCCAAGAAUAA
Meloidogyne enterolobii is the source of this 469-nucleotide messenger RNA. NCBI's taxonomy places the organism in Eukaryota, Metazoa, Nematoda, Chromadorea, Rhabditida, Meloidogynidae. The record is from the annotation of a GenBank genome assembly.